AUGGCGACUGGUGGACUGGCGUCGUUCUUGGGGACAAUGAUCGCUAUUGCCGUCGCUUACCGUCUAUCACCUCUGCACCCGCUUUGGCGCUUCCCUGGCCCCUUCCUCAAUAAGAUCACGUCGCUGAAGACCAUGCACAUGGUGUCUACUGGUCAUCGUUACACUAUUAUCAAGGGGCUUCAUGAGCAGUAUGGUAAAUUUGUUCGAACUGGUCCCAACACACUCUCUAUUGCAUCUGUCGAAGCCGUGCACCCCAUCUACACGACUGCACAGAGCAUGGAUAAGAGCAUGGCGUACCGUCCUGGACGUGCCCCAGUCGGAGGAUUGUUCUUCACUCCCGAAAGAGAUAUCCACAACAUUCGCCGAAAAGCUUGGGCUGGUGCCUUCAGCGCUAAGUCACUUGUCAAGCUUCUUGCCGUCGUUGAUAAGCGCACGAAGCAAAUGAUUAAAGUCAUGGACAAACGUCGUGGUGCUGAUGGUGUGAUUGACAUGUCUGAGAUCAUUCGUCAUUGGGCAUAUGAUUUGAUGCAUGGCUCCAAAGUGACCCAGGAACUUAUGGCUGAUGGUGACCCAGAGAAUGUCUCUGAGAAUGCUCAAAACGCCACAGUGGUUUUCGAAGUACUUGGUGAAGCGCCUUCUAUCUUCGACAUUGCGUGGAACUUGCCCGCUUCGGAUGAGUUCCAUGUCCUGGAGAAGACCGCCACAAAGCUCAUGGACGUUAGGAAGCACAUAACUGGUGAUGACAUUGCGUCGUACCUGCUUGGUGAGAAGGGUGGUGAGCGUCUUGGUGAUGAAGACCUCAACAUUGACUCUGCCUUUGCCAUUGCCGCCGGAUCUGACACCACGGGAGGAACCCUUACUAUCCUUCUGUUCUAUCUCCUCCGUGACCGUGCUGUCUACAAGAAACUUCGUGAUGAACUUGAUGCUCAUUUCCACAGCCUCGAUGAAAUCGAUGAUCCUAAGGGCCUCCAAGAACUCCCCUACCUCAAUGGUGUUGUCUGGGAGGGUCUUCGUCUUGGUACCCCAUUUGGUGGUCUCCCCCGUGUUGUUGGAGAGGGUGGGUGUACGAUUGACGGUGAAUUUAUACCCGAGGACAUCAUUGUGUCGGUCCCACCUUAUACCCAGCAAACCAGUCCAGAGAACUUCUACCCCUUACCUAUGGAAUUCUUGCCAGAAAGGUGGCAGCCUGAGGGUCUUGGUCCGGAGACAAUCACCAAGAAAAACGCGAUGUUGUGUUUCUCAUAUGGUGCAUUCAGUUGCCUCGGCAAGAUCUUUGCUACGCAGGAACUUCACCUCACAGUGGCCAAGCUCAUGAUGGCAUAUGACAUGGAGCUUCCCAGAUCAUUUGACCAACAGAAGUUCCAGGAUGGUAUACUGAAUAUGCGCACAACACUUUUUGACUACCCCCUCGCUAUUACAGCUACGGCUCGCGACUAA
Molecule: messenger RNA, 1437 nt
Organism: Guyanagaster necrorhizus
Lineage: Eukaryota; Fungi; Basidiomycota; Agaricomycetes; Agaricales; Physalacriaceae
Product: cytochrome P450
Exons: 9
Coding region: 1-1437 (478 amino acids)
Molecular function (GO): monooxygenase activity; iron ion binding; oxidoreductase activity, acting on paired donors, with incorporation or reduction of molecular oxygen
Source: RefSeq, a predicted model, not a curated record